CCGAGAGCGCCGCGGGACGAGCGGGACCAGCGGCAGCGCCGGCUCUGCCCCGCGGCCCCACGGAGCCCCGCAGGACACUGAAGACCAUAAAAGUUUGACCAAAAAGAAAAAAUGGCCAGAAAGAAUAUAGACUAUGGAGUGCUGCCUGAGUAUGAGAAAAGCCAGAUCAAAAGGACCUUGGAAUUGGGAACUGUUAUGACAAUAUUCAGUCUAAAGAAGAGCAGCCCAGAAAGGAGGACUAUUCAAGUCAUAAUGGAAACCAGGCAGGUAGCAUGGAGCAAGACAGCUGACAAGAUUGAAGGUUUCUUGGAUCUGAUGGAAAUAAAAGAAAUUCGCCCAGGAAAGAAUUCAAAGGACUUUGAACGUUGCAAAGCAAGGCACAGAGAAGAACACUGCUUUACUAUUUUCUAUGGUACCCAGUUUGUCCUCAACACCUUAAGUUUAGCAGCUGACUCUAAGGAUGAUACUGAUAAAUGGUUGUGUGGCUUGAAUAUCUUGUAUCAAGAGGUCAUGAGUGCUCCCACACCUGCGAUCACAGAGAGCUGGCUGAGAAAGCAGAUCUAUUCUGUUGAUCAAACUCGAAAAAAUAGUAUCAGUCUUAGAGAGCUGAAAACUGUACUUCCCCAAGCAAACUUCAAAGUGAGCAGCAUGAAGUACUUGAAGGAUAAAUUUGCGGAAAUAGGUGCUCACAAGGAAGAGCUUACUUUUGAACAAUUUCAUUUGUUCUACAAGAAAAUCAUGUUUGAACAACAGAAAUUGAUUCUUGAUGAAUUCAAAAAGGAUUCCUCUGUUUUCAUCCUUGGCAAUACUGACCGUCCAGAUGCCUCAGCAGUUCACCUCCAUGACUUCCAGAGAUUCCUGCUACAUGAGCAACAGGAAUCUUGGGCACAGGAUCUCAGUAAAGUCCGAGAACGAAUGACAAAGUUUAUUGAUGACACUAUGAGAGAAACUGCUGAACCUUUCCUCUUUGUUGAUGAGUUCCUUGCUUACCUAUUUGCAAAAGAAAACAGUAUUUGGGAUGAGAAAUAUGAUUCAAUAGAUGUGCAGGACAUGAAUAAUCCUUUGUCCCACUACUGGAUUUCUUCCUCUCAUAACACAUACCUGACAGGAGACCAGCUUCGCAGUGAAUCCUCCACAGAAGCUUACAUCAGGUGCCUCAGGAUGGGAUGUCGAUGUAUUGAGUUGGAUUGCUGGGAUGGUCCUGAUGGGAAACCCAUCAUUUACCAUGGAUGGACACGGACAACAAAGAUCAAAUUUGAUGACGUGGUGCAGGCAAUCAAAGACCACGCCUUUGUCACAUCUGAAUACCCAGUCAUUCUGUCCAUUGAAGAGCACUGCAGUGUGGAGCAGCAGCGACACAUGGCCAAAGUGUUCAAGGAGGUGUUUGGGGAUCAGCUUUUAAUGAAGCCUGUUGAAGCCAGUGCAGAUCAACUCCCAUCACCAACCCAACUGAAAGAAAAAAUCAUCAUCAAGCACAAAAAACUGGGGCCAAAGGGUGACAUUGAUGUGAACUUGGAAGAAAAGAAAGAAGAAAAGAAGCAACAAGGAGAACUUUACAUGUGGGACACAAUAGAACAGAAAUGGACUCGGCACUACUGCGCUAUUGCUGAUGAAAAGCUUUCAUUCAGUGAUGAUAUAGAACAGAGUACUGAUGAAGAUUCAGCAAAGGAGGUGAAACGAACUGAACUGCACUUAAAAGAGAAAUGGUUCCAUGGGAAAAUGAAAGGGGGGAGAACAACAGCUGAGAAACUGCUCCAGGAGUAUUGUGCUGAAAUGGGUGGCAAGGAUGGGACAUUCCUGGUUAGGGAAAGUGAAGCUUUCCCUGAUGAUUACACCUUGUCAUUCUGGAGGUCAGGCAGAGUCCAGCACUGCCGGAUCCGUUCCACCAGUGAUGGGGAUGCUGUGAAAUAUUACCUGACAGACAACCUCACCUUUGACAGCAUCUAUGAUCUCAUCCAACACUACAAGGAGGCUCACCUGCGAUGUGCUGAGUUUGAGCUGCGCCUCACCGACGCUGUGCCCAACCCCAGUCCUCACGAGACCAAGGACUGGUACUAUAACAACCUGAGUCGGGGUGAGGCGGAAGACAUGCUCAUGCGAAUUCCUCGGGAUGGAGCCUUUCUCAUUAGAAAGAGAGAUGAACCUGAUUCUUUUGCCAUGACUUUCAGAGCGGAGGGAAAGGUGAAGCAUUUCCGAAUCCAGCAGGAGGGGCGGCACUUCGUGCUGGGAACCUCGGCCUACUUUGAGAGCUUGGUGGAGCUGGUGACCUACUAUGAGAAGCACCCGCUGUACAGGAAGAUGAAACUGCGUUACCCUGUGACAGAGGAGCUGCUGGAGCGCUACAGCACGGAAAAGGAUAUUAAUUCCCUCUAUGAAGUCAAGAUGUAUGUGGAGCCCAGUGAGAUCACCCCCACAGUGCCUCAGAGAACAGUGAAAGCCUUGUAUGACUACAGAGCCAAAAGGAGUGAUGAAUUGAGCUUCUCUCGAGGAGCUUUAAUUCAUAAUGUCACAAAGGAAACUGGAGGCUGGUGGAAGGGGGAUUAUGGAGAAAAAGUCCAACAUUAUUUUCCAUCUAAUUAUGUUGAAGAUCUAUCAUCCCUUAACUCUACAGAGCUUGAAAAUCAGAUCAUUGAGGACAACCCACUGGGCUCUCUGUGUCGUGGCAUCCUGGUGCUCAAUACGUACAAUGUUGUGAAAAUGCCACAAGGAAAACACAAAAAGCCUUUUGUCUUCAUUCUGGAACCUAAGAAUCCAGAAGAUCCAUGUGUUGAGUUUGCAACUGAUAAAGUAGAAGAACUCUUUGAAUGGUACCAAAGUAUCCGUGAGAUCACCUGGAAAACAGCAGAAGAGGAGAACAGGAGGAAAUACUGGGAAAAGAAUCAGUUAAUUGCUAUUGAAUUAUCUGAUCUAGUAAUCUACUGCAAGCCAACAAGCAAAACCAAGGACAAUUUAGACAAUCCUGAUUUCAGAGAAAUCCGUUCUUUUGUGGAAAACAAGGCAGAGAGCAUUGUUAAGCAAAAGCCACUGGAGUUGUUGAAGUACAACCUGAAGGGCCUGACCCGUGUCUAUCCCAAAGGACAGAGGGUUGACUCAUCCAACUAUGACCCAUUUCGCCUCUGGCUUUGUGGCUCCCAGAUGGUGGCUCUGAACUUCCAAACUCCAGAUAAAUACAUGCAAUUGAACCAUGCCUUGUUUUCCCUGAAUGGACGCACUGGCUAUGUGCUGCAGCCAGAGAGCAUGAGAAAUGAGGAGUAUGACCCAAUGCCAAAUGACUCCAAGAGGAAAUUGCAGAUGAUUAUGACAGUGAGGGUUUUAGGUGCUCGUCAUCUCCCUAAACUUGGUAGAAGCAUCACCUGUCCCUUUGUAGAGGUUGAAAUUUGUGGGGCUGAAUAUGAUAACAACAAAUUCAAGACAACAGUUGUGAAUGACAAUGGCCUUAAUCCAAUUUGGGUACCUAAUGCAGAGCAAGUGAAAUUUGAAAUUUACGACCCAAAUCUGGCGUUCCUGCGCUUUGUUGUCUAUGAGGAGGAUAUAUUCAGUGAUCCCAACUUCUUAGCACAUGCAACUUUUCCCAUCAAAGGAAUCAAAUCAGGUUUUAGGUCAAUUCCUCUCAAGAAUGGCUACAGUGAAGAUAUAGAGCUGGCCUCGCUUCUGGUGCACUGUGAGAUGCAACAAGUUCUGGAAAGUGAAGAAGAGCUUUAUUCCUCGUGUCGGCAACUUCGGAAGCGCCAGGAGGAGCUGAACACCCAACUGUUCCUCUAUGACACCCACAUGAACCUAAGGAAUCCCAACAGGGAUGCUAUACUGAAAGAAUUCAAUGUCAAUGAGCACAAGCUACAGAUUUAUCAAGAGACUUGCAACCGCAGAUUAAAGGAGAAGAAAGUCAGUAACAGCAAAUUCUACUCUUAGAGCCCAUCAUUCUUUGAUGUGUGCUUUAUGGUGCAAUUCAGGAAGAGAUGGAUUUAUCCUGGUCAUCCUACUCAGUGAUGGUCUCAUCAGAUGGAAUGACUGGAAGAAGAGAAGGAAGAGGAAAUACGGAUUUCCUUAAUAAUUUCUUCUUUUAAGAAAAACUGGUUUUAUAUGUAAUAAUUUAUAUUCUGUACAAAGCAUACCCUCUGUGCAGGCCAGAACUUCUGUGUAUUCAAGAUUUUUAAAACUUGAGGAUGUGUAGUUGGAUGGACCUCACUUCUCAUUAUCAAUACCUGAAGUCCAAAUCAUCUCCUGUAUGUGUGUACAUGGGCUGUAGAUAAGACAGUCAGAAAAAUCUGCAUGCAUGGAAUCACACCACGUGAACAACCUGGCUCCUCAAGACUAACUAGUAGUGAGUUUUUAAUUUAUUAAAUGCUGUGAAAGCACUUCUACACCAGCAUUGUCACGUCAUGUAUGUUACAGUCCUGGAGACAGCAGAUUGUGCUGCUGAUACUGUAUAAAAUAUUUUGGGCAGCUAUUGUCUCUUAUUAAAAAUUUUCUGUUACAUUUUCAAGAACAAGAUAAUAUGUUAAUUUUGUUGAAAGCAAAUACCCUCUUUGACUGUAGUUGUGUUUUUCCUGUUGAACUCUUUUUAAAGGUUUAAGAAAGGAGCAAUGUGUAAACCUCUGUUCAUAGCCCCUGUGAACUUCUGUUCACAGCCUCGAGGCACUGCAAGGAAAAGUUUUAAGAUAUGCAGUAGGAGAUAUCUGUUUGUUUGCAGAAAGGGAAGGUAUUUAAAAUUCUGAGAAGCACUUACUUUUGUACAGUAUCAUUUCUGCAAAUCCUUUCAGCUGCUAAUGUGCUUAGAAAUGAAUUUUUAAAUGAACUGUCAAUUUUUAAUCUUGCAAUCCUACAUAGACGAUAGUCAAAUGAUAGUGUUCUGUAAAUGUAGACCAUUUUCCCAAAACAUAACUAAUCCAAGAAUGAUAGUGUGCACAAAUACAGAGGUACAUCCUUCUGGUGCCUUUAAUCAAAUCAAGAACAUGAAGCUGCAGAUGAGAAUACUUGUUAGAUUAGCAAGUGUAUUUUCCUACCAGAGCAGAACUAAAGGCCUUUGAUGGAAUAUUUAACAGCAGUUGUCGUAAUUUGUGCAUGUGUUGGUCCUUUGUGCUAGUGCUGUAUUGUUACCAUCAAAUUCCUGGUUGUCUCAUCUCUACAUGGGAUGAGUUUUGCUAUUUAUAUUCCCAACUUUAACAUUCAAAUGUGUGCAGAGGAGUUUAGUUUUUGGAUUGACUGCCUGAGGCACAAAAUACUCCUUCCACAGAGCUGUACUUCUGAUCACAGAGGACUUGCAGGAUUUGGGAUUCAUGGCCUGAUGCAGCUGCCUCAGCAAUUUUCAAUUUCUCUUGCUCCCCACGCUGUGACUUCUGUUGUUUCAAGAGGCGCUUAAUUGAUGCCAUUGUGCAUUCACAGAUGAUGGUUUGAGGAACCCUCUUGAGGUUUUAGCUAUUCUGUAAAGACAGUCUUGUCUCAGAGAUGAAAGUGUUAUAAUAGUGUAUCCCACAAUGGGGUGGCUUCUGUAAAUUUUUUAUUAUAAAGAAAUUAAUUACUAAUCACCCAGCUGAAAACCAGAGAAAAGUUAAAGGCAAUUCUCUGCUUUUCAUCCCUUUCCUAAAAUCUCUUCAUUACCCAGCUGUGAUUGACCUGUUCAAAAUGGAUGUAAAUCUUGCUCAAACAAACAAAAAAAGAAAAUCACAUCAACUUUGGAUUUGGGAGGUGGAGCUAGAACCUAGACUGCUGUAUAGAGUUGGUUUUAUCUUCAUUAUCCAAGUGUGGAUUGUUCUGCCUGUCAGAAUUCUUUUUAAGCUCAGUUCCAGAGCAGACCCAACCAAACCAUCCAUUUGUCCUGACUUCCUCCAUUGGUGUGUGUAUUCCUGACACAGCACAGUCACCUGUGAUGGACACAGGAGUGAGUCAUCAUGCUGCUUUUUUGCAAAUAUUUAAGAAUUAACUCAUUUUGUAGUCCUUUGAAAAGUCAUGUGCACAUUCUCCACUCACACAGUGUCAGGAGUUACAAGAGGCACUCCAUCAGUGUUUAUGCAAAUGCAUUUUGCUUUACAGUAGGACUUUUCCCCAGACUGUGAUGUUGCACUGUGCAGAAUGAAAAUACUGCAGUGAUUCUUCUGCUGACUUGCAAAUGAUGACCAAGGCUCUGUUCUAACUCUUCUCUUGGUUCUUGCAUUCUGUGUUUUAUUUCCAAGACCUCAACUCUCAGUUCUUCCUUGGGGCAGACUCUGUAGAAACUCUAUCACAGUUGCAACUGUUUGAGUAUGAAAGUAGGUUUGAAUGUGUGUGCUAAUUUUUUUAAUCCAGGAGGGAAAACAUUUAUAAAUUUUUGAAGUUAACAAUUGUUCAAUUGUUAUAUUCUUAUAGAAACUGUUUUAAAUCUUUGAAAUAACUUAUUUUAAUAAAUAAUUUUUGAUAUCUCACACUGGUGGGAAUGAUGCCAUGUGCAUCUUUGUUUAACUAUUGCUUGUUGAAUUUCAUGAUUUUUGAGUUCUUAUUGAAAAGUGAUCUGCUGGUAUGGUCUGGUGUGCUCUGCUAGAGGUUAGAAGAAGGUCAUUUCUGUGUUUUUUAUAUAAAUUGACUUAGUGAUUGUUUCAGGAGACAUGGUUAUCAUUGCACUUCCUCUGGCUCCAAACACACAGGGCAGAAGGAAAAGGUCAAAGAUCGAGUUUAACUUGUGGCUCCAAACCAACCUUUUUCAGUGAGAGGCAGAUACAAACUCCAGCUCUAGUGAGAAUCAGAUUUGUGUGAGCUGGAACAAUAAAAUCUGAGCAAGGCAAAUGUUAAAUUCGUGGUAAUUUGGAACAACAGUAAUGAUGUUUAUAAAAAAAUUUCCUCAGAACACUUUCUGACUGUGAGGUUGCAUGGGGAGAACUGCCCCUGGGUGAAUGCACUCUGUCUUUAUGUGAUUUUUUUUUUAAUUGUUGGGAGUCUUGGGAACACAUUUUUUCUCAUGUUUUAAUCAAAAUGACAUGCUUAUUGAACAUGAAUCUGUAUGAGGUG
Molecule: messenger RNA, 6978 nt
Organism: Catharus ustulatus (Swainson's thrush)
Lineage: Eukaryota; Metazoa; Chordata; Aves; Passeriformes; Turdidae
Gene: PLCG2
Product: phospholipase C gamma 2
Exons: 33
Coding region: 112-3909 (1265 amino acids)
Biological process (GO): positive regulation of epithelial cell migration; phosphatidylinositol-mediated signaling; phospholipid catabolic process
Molecular function (GO): phosphatidylinositol-4,5-bisphosphate phospholipase C activity; protein binding
Source: RefSeq, a predicted model, not a curated record